GACUCCAAAAAUGUUGCUCACACUGUCGUUCACGACAUACAGACUCUCUGCUAGCGACCAGCCGGGAUUGAAAAGGUUGUCCGUAGUAGGCUAUAAUAACUUAAUUGAAAGCCAAUAGAACAUGGCAUCGAAUAGUUACAGUGAAGUUCCCAAAUGGGAGAGAAAAACACGUUUGUGUCUUUGUAUCAUCGGUUUGUUUUUGUCAUUCUAUGCUCUGCACGUUGAAAUUUCGCGAGAGAGGGACCCUGAGUAUCGGGCGAUGUGUGACCUGGGAGAUUCUGUGAGCUGCUCUAAAGUUUUCACCUCAAGAUGGGGACGUGGUUUUGGGCUUGUACAGUUCUUCUUUGCUAAAGACAGUGUACUGAAUCAACCCAACAGUCUGUUGGGGAUCAUUUUCUACACAUUGCAACUGGCUCUGGGUCAGUCUGUGUCCAGUAGGGCAGCGUUCCUCCUGGUCUUGGCCUCCUGGGUGUCCAUGGCUGGAUCGCUGUACCUAGCCGGAGUACUUGCCUUCAUUCUGGGAGAUUUCUGCGUGGUCUGCGUCUCAACCUAUGUGGUUAACUUUUUGCUGCUCCUCACCAAUCUGAAGAGGAGGACGGGACUGGAAGCAGUCAAGAAAAAGACUGGCUGAGAUACUCUUUGUGUGCAUCUCAAUAGUCUAAGUCGUUUUUUCCCCCUUGCCUUCCAUCCUACUACACUGAUAAUAUACAGCGCAUUCGGAAAGUAUUCAGACCCCUUGACUUUUUCCACAUUUUGUUACGUUACAGACUUAUUCUAAAAUUGAUUCAAUCGUUUUCCCCCCUCAAUCUAUACACAAUAACCCAUAAUGACAAAGCAAAAAUACGAUUUAAGACAUUUUUGCACUUUUAUGAAAAACGGAAAUAUGACCUUUACGUAAGUAUUCAGACCUUUUACUCAGUACUUUGUUGAAGCACCUUUGACAGCGAUUACAGCCUCGAGUCUUCUUGGGUAUGACGCUACAAGCUUGGCACACCUGUAUUUGGGGAGUUUCUCCCAUUCUUCUCUGCAGAUCCUCUCAAGCUCUGUCAGGUUGGAUGGGGAGCGUCGUUGCACAUCUAUUUUCAGGUCUCUCGAGAGAUGUUCGAUCGGGUUCAAGUCCAGGCUCUGGCUGGGCCACUCAAGGACAUUCAGAGACUUGUCCCGAAGCCACUCCUGCAUUGUCUUGGCUGUGUGCUUAGGGUCGUUGUCCUGUUGGAAGGUGAACCUUCGGCCCAGUCUGAGGUCCUGAGCGCUCUAGAGCAGGUUUUCAUCAAGAAUCUCUGUACUUUUCUCCGUUCAUCUUUCCCGCAAUCCUGACUAGUCUCCCAGUCCCUGUCCCUGAAAAACAACCCCACAGCAUGAUGGCGUCAAGUUUCCUCCAGACGUGAUGCUUGGCAUUCAGGCCAAAGAGUAAAAUCUUGUUUCAUCAGACCAGAGAAUCUUGUAUCUCAUGGUCUGAGAGUCCUUUAGGUGCCUUUUGGCAAACUCCAAGCGGGUUGUCACGUGCAUUUUAUUGAGGAGUGGCUUCCGUCUGGCCAUUCUAUCAUAAAUGCCUGAUUAGUGGAGUGCUGCACAGGUGGUUGUCCUUCUGGAAGGUUCUCCCAUCUCCACAGAGGAGCUCUGUCAGAGUGAGCAUCAGGUUCUUGGGUGUUAUUUUUUUAUUUAACAAGGUAAAUCAGUUAAGAACACAUUCUUAUUUACAAUGACAGCCUACCAAAAUGCAAAAGUCCUCCUGCGGGGAACGGGGGCCUGGGAUUAAAACAAAAAUAUAUAUAUAGGACAAAACACACAUCACAACAAGAGAGACAACACAACACUACACAAAGAGAGACCUGGUAACCUCCCUGACCAAGGCUCUUCUCCCCCGAGUGCUCAGUUUGGCACGGGAGGCCAGCUCUAGGAAGAGUCUUGGCGGUUCUAAACUUCUUCCAUUUAAGAAUGAUGAAGGCCACUGUAUUCUUGUGGACCUUCAAUGCUGCCGACAUUUUUUGGUACCUUCCCCAGGUCUGUGUCUCGACAUAAUCCUGUCUCGGAUCUCUAUGGACAAUUCCUUCGACCUCAUGGCUUGGGUUUUGCUCUGACAUGCACUGUCAACUGUGGGACCUUAUAUUGACAGGUGUGUGCCUUUCCAAAUCAUGUCCAAUCAUUUGAAUUGACUACAGGUGGACUCCAAUCAAGUUGUAGAAACAUCUCAAGAAUGAUCAUUGGAAACUCAAUGAACUCAAUUUCGAGUCUCAUAGCAAAUACUUAUGUAAAUAAGGUAUGUUUUUUACUCUGAAUACAUAUGUAAAAAAUUCUACAAACCUUUUUUCACUUUGUCAUUAUGGGGUAUUGUGUGUAGAAGUGGGAAUCGAACCCAUCAUCCAUGGGUUGCAAAAAAAAAAAAAAAUAAUAAUAAUAGAUUGAUGAGAAUUAUAAUUUUUGGUCCAUUUUAGAAUAAGGCUGUAACGUAACAAAAUGUGGAAAAAGUCAAGAGGCCUGAAUAAUUUCCAAAUGCACUGUAUACAGUUAUAAUAUGCCAUUUUUUGUAUAGUUGGUCCCAGUGGGAAUCGAACCCAUCAUCCAUGGGUUGCAAGCACCAUGCGCUACUACCUACUGAGCCACAUAGGACCAGCACUAAUCUUGACUGAUAAAAGAACUGGACAGGUGAAAGCAAAUCCCCCAAUAGACCUGGUACUUAUUGCUUUUCACCAGUCAACCAAACCUUUUCAAAUCAGUGGAAACAGUGAGGAAAGGAGAUGAGGUGAGGCAGCCACUUAACAUUGUUGAGAUGCACCCUGCACUGUAUUACGUGGCCGCAGGCAGUUGAAUUGGGUACAAAAAAUUGGUUACUGGCAAAGAAAAUAAGCGAAACGGAUCUUGUGAAAAUUAAGCAUAGGAAUCUUUCAGAUCUGGUUUAGCAUUACUUAGGACAUUGAUGCAUCAGUGACAGAUCAGUCGUAUUGUUCUUGCAUUGGAUGCUCUUGGGACUGGUAUAAAGGGUUGAGUACAUUAUAAUUAUGAUACUACAUACCUCUUCUGAAGUGAAAGCAGUUAUUCCAUCCACCUUUAUUGACCAAAUCACAUUAUACUUACAUCAUCCAGACUGUUACAGAUAAAUGGGCCAUUAAUUCAAUGUCUGUUUCUUUUAAAAUAAUAAAACCGUGUGUUCUCUCAUA
Molecule: messenger RNA, 3158 nt
Organism: Salvelinus fontinalis (brook trout)
Lineage: Eukaryota; Metazoa; Chordata; Actinopteri; Salmoniformes; Salmonidae
Gene: vkorc1
Product: vitamin K epoxide reductase complex, subunit 1
Exons: 3
Coding region: 122-631 (169 amino acids)
Biological process (GO): peptidyl-glutamic acid carboxylation; vitamin K metabolic process
Molecular function (GO): vitamin-K-epoxide reductase (warfarin-sensitive) activity
Source: RefSeq, a predicted model, not a curated record